AUGAUCAGAAAUCAAACAAAAAUUGCUGAAUUUGUCCUUCUGGGAUUUGGGGAAUACAGUAAAACACAGUCACUUCUUUUCCUGAUUUUCCUAGUAAUUUAUGCUGUAUCUGUAACUGGAAACACUCUCAUUGUGGCAUUAGUUAUCUUUGAUCGCCACCUUCAUACACCCAUGUACUUCUUCCUGGGGAACCUUUCCUUCUUGGAGGUUUUCUACAGCUCCAAUAUAUUUCCAAGGUUGCUUCUUGCUCUUCUUAUUGGAAACAACAUUAUUUCAUUAAGCAGCUGUUUCACACAGUGGUAUCUCUUUGGUUCCUUAGAGGCUACAGAAUGUUGCUUACUGUGUGCAAUGUCUUAUGACCGAUAUCUAGCUAUCUGUAAACCACUGCACUAUGCAACAAUUAUGAAAGCCCGAACUUGUAUCCAAUUAGUUGCUGCAUCUUGGGUCAGUGGAUUUAUAACUAUUGUGACAUUAUUUCAUCUCAUGUUACAACUAACGUUUUGUAGCUCAAAUGAAAUGGAUCACUAUUUUUGUGACUACUUCUCAGUUCUUAAUCUCUCUUGCACUGAUACUAGCUUGAUAGAAAUCAUGGGUUUUAUUGUGGCUGUCCUAUUCACAGUUCCACCCUUUCUCUUAACUCUGAUCUCUUACAUAUAUAUCAUAGCUGCUAUAUUGAAAAUUUCUUCCACUACUGGAAGACAGAAGGCUUUUUCUACCUGUUCCUCUCACUUGGUUGUGGUUUCCAUUUUUUAUGGUUCACUCAUGAUUGUGUAUAUGCUACCAAAGAAUGAUGUCAAUAGAAAAAUGGAAAAAAUAUCCUCUCUGUUAUACACAGUUUUGCCCCCUCUCACCAAUCCUUUCAUAUACAGCUUAAGGAAUAAGGAAGUCAAAGAUGCACUGAGAAAUAACAUUAGAAAACUUGUGCAGUGUAGAGUAAAGUCUCCAAAGCUAAUUAAUAUAAUAAAGAUAUAA
Protobothrops mucrosquamatus (brown spotted pit viper) is the source of this 972-nucleotide messenger RNA. RefSeq names its product olfactory receptor 2AP1-like. The transcript has a single exon. Lineage: Eukaryota; Metazoa; Chordata; Lepidosauria; Squamata; Viperidae. Gene Ontology annotation, biological process: G protein-coupled receptor signaling pathway. Gene Ontology annotation, cellular component: membrane. Bases 1 to 972 code for a protein of 323 amino acids. Gene Ontology annotation, molecular function: olfactory receptor activity; G protein-coupled receptor activity. The record is from RefSeq and is a predicted model, not a curated record.